Molecule: messenger RNA, 2203 nt
Organism: Cajanus cajan (pigeon pea)
Lineage: Eukaryota; Viridiplantae; Streptophyta; Magnoliopsida; Fabales; Fabaceae
Source: RefSeq, a predicted model, not a curated record
CAUGGUUCAGAGAAAGCAACAUGUCCAUGCUGCCCAACGACGUCGUUUCCUCCGUUGAGAAAUACUCGUCUCUGAUUUCAAAGUGCGUCACGGCAAGGAGAGUGAAACUCGCAAAUGGCGUGCAUGGUCACCUUAUCAAAACCGCGCUUUUCUUCGAUGCUUUCCUCGCUAAUGGUCUCAUUGACGCGUAUUCAAAGUGCGGCUGCGAAGAAAGUGCAUACAAAGCCUUCGAUGAUCUUCCCAACAAGACCACUCGCUCGUGGAACACGCUAAUCUCGUUUUACUCGAAAACGGGCUUAUUCGAUAAGGCCCAUAACCUGUUCGACAAAAUGCCUCAACGGAACGUCGUUAGUUAUAACUCGUUAAUCUCCGGCUUCACGCGCCACGGACUUCACGAAGAUUCCGUUAACCUCUUUCGGGCGAUGCAAAACGGUCGUGACGGUUUGGUGUUAGACGCGUUCACGGUUGUGAGCGUAGUUGGAAACUGCGCUAGUUUGGGCAACGUUAAAUGGUUGCGUCAGGUGCAUGGGGUGGCAGUUAUAGUUGGCAUGGAGUGGAACGUGAUUCUCAACAAUGCUUUAAUUGAUGCUUAUGGGAAAUGUGGGGAACCCAAUUUGUCGUGUUCUGUGUUUUGUUGGAUGCCAGAGAGAAAUGUUGUGUCUUGGACAUCAAUGGUAGUGGCUUACACAAGAGCAUGCAGAUUGGAUGAGGCUUGUAGGGUGUUUGACAAUAUGCCGGUUAAGAGCACGGUUUCUUGGACUGCUUUGAUAACGGGUUUUGCGAGAAACGGGCGUUGUGGUGAAGCUUUGGAUGUUUUUAAGCAAAUGUUGGAAGAUGGUGUAAGGCCUAGUGCUCUAACUUUUGUGAGUGUUCUAGGUGCUUGUGCAGAGGUGGCUCUUCUAGGAAGAGGUAAGCAGGUGCAUGGUCAAGUUAUUAGAGGUGGUGUAAGUGGGAACUUGUUUAAUGUGUAUGUGUGCAAUGCUUUGAUUGAUAUGUAUGGUAAGUGUGGAGAUAUGAGAUCAGCUGAAAAUUUGUUUGAGAUGGCUCCUGUGAGAGAUGUGGUGACUUGGAAUACAUUGAUUACUGUGUUUGCACAAAAUGGCCAUGGGGAGGAUUCAUUGGCUGUGUUUAGAAGGAUGAUAGAAGCCAAAGUAGAGCCAAAUCAUGUGACAUUUCUUGGGGUGCUAUCUGGUUGUAGCCAUGCAGGUUUAGAUAAUGAAGGGUUGGAGUUGGUGGAUUUGAUGGAAAGGAAGUAUGGAGUGAAGCCUAAAGCUGAUCACUAUGCUUUAUUGAUUGAUUUGUUGGGGAGGAAAAACAGACUCAAGGAAGCCAUGAGUUUGAUUGAAAAAGUGCCUAAUGAAAUUAUGAAUCACAUUGCAGUGUGGGGGGCAGUGUUGGGUGCUUGUAGAGUUCAUGGGAAGUUGGACCUUGCUAGAAAGGCUGCAGAGACUUUGUUUGAGUUGGAACCACAAAAUUCGGCUAGAUAUGUUAUGCUCGCAAACAUCUAUGCUGCAUCUGGCAGGUGGGGUGAUGCCAAAAGAAUUAGGACGGUUAUGAAUGAGAGAUGUUUGAAGAAAGAACCAGCUUAUAGUUGGAUUGAGUUGAGGGAUGCGAGACACGAGUUUGUGGCUAAGGAUAAGUUCCAUCCAAAUAUUGUAGAGAUAUGUGAAGUAAACAGUAAAUUAGUUCUUCAUUUGAAGGAUGCUGGAUAUCAGCCUUAUACUGAUUAUCCUUUUCUUCCUGAUCAUGAUGAUGGUUUCUACUUUAGUUAGGAGUAUUAUAGCCGCAUUGAUGAGAAGUCUCGGUCAUGUUAUUAUGCCACCGUGAUACCAAGGAUAGUACUCUUCAUACUCCACUUACUAAACUUUGUGAGAUAAUCUAAUAAGGGUGUAUUUGUUUCCAUGUAAAGAAGCUUCAAGUGUCCAUUUUACUCAAUGACACUAGACUCAUGGAUUGGAAUGAGUGUUAACUGCAACACAAGCAUAAACACGUUAUGAGUAACAACCGAAUGUGGUCAUAUUUGGAUUAGUUAUAGUUAGGUGCCUUCAAUGUACUUGCCUAUUGCUGUUGUCUCCUCAUGUCUCGAGACAAUACUGGCAUUAGUUAUGUAUUGAAAUUUCAUCCUAUGGCUACACACAAAUACAAUCUCAUAAGGGUGUGUUUGUUUCCAUGUAAAGAAGCUUUAAACGUUUAUUCAACUCAA